Messenger RNA from Populus trichocarpa (black cottonwood), 1789 nucleotides. Its product is annotated as protein SLOW GREEN 1, chloroplastic. The coding region runs from base 109 to 1098 and encodes 329 amino acids. Gene Ontology annotation, cellular component: chloroplast thylakoid membrane. Gene Ontology annotation, molecular function: protein binding. NCBI's taxonomy places the organism in Eukaryota, Viridiplantae, Streptophyta, Magnoliopsida, Malpighiales, Salicaceae. The record is from RefSeq and is a predicted model, not a curated record. The transcript has 2 exons.
GCGUUAUUCUUUUUCUUCCCUUCCCCUCCACUCCAGGCCAGGGUUUUCCUUUCGCCUCCUUUUCUUCUCCUUUUAUCGUCAGGGUUUUAGCUUGAAAGAAGAAAAAAAAUGGAGUCCAUUGCUAAACAACCCCUUAAUCUCUCUCUCAAUCCCCACCGUCCAUCAUUUCCAAACCCCAUCGUUUCCCUCACCUUCAAAACCCCACCUCCCUCGUCAUCACCCUUCAAACUCUCCACCUCUAUCAGAGCCUCAUCCUCCUCCCGCAUCACCCCACUCAAUCAAUCCCUCACCACCAUCAUCAAAACGACUUCCAUCACUCUCACCGCCGCUGCCGUAUUAUUCUUCACGCGCUUCAACUCCAAACCCGCAAUCGCCUCUCCGGUCGCCGCGUCGUCAUCCACUGCAGACCCCACAAAAGAAUCGUCCAAAGAAAAUGUUUCGUUUGAAGAACAAGAAAGAGCUCUUCAAGAUCAUCUGGCUCAAAACCCCAGUGAUGUCGAAGCUUUACGGUCUCUCAUGGAGGUGAGGAUCAAAUCAAAGAAACUUCAAGAGGCAAUUGAAGUUGUUGACCGAUUAAUCGAGCUGGAACCAAAUGAAGAUGAAUGGCCAUUGUUGAAAUCGCAAAUUUAUACUUACAGUGGAGAUUUUGAGUCUGCUAAAGAUGGGUUUGAAGCAGUUUUGCAAAAAGACCCACUUCGGGUCGAGGCUUAUCAUGGCCUUGUAAUGGCGAAUUCGGAAUCCGGUGGUUCGUUGGAAGUUGUGUUGAAAAGAAUUGAGAGUGCAAUGAAUAAAUGUAAGAAAGAAAAGAAGAACUCGGAUUUGAGGGAUUUUAAGUUAUUGAUUGCGCAAGUUAGAGUAAUGGAGGAGAAGUAUUUUGAUGCGUUGAAGGUUUAUGAGGAGUUGGUGAAAGAGGAACCGAGGGAUUUUAGGCCGUAUUUGUGUCAAGGGAUGAUUUAUACUUUAUUGAGGAAGAAAGAUGAAGCAGAAAAGAAGUUUGAGCAGUUUAAAAAGCUUGUUCCGAAGAAUCAUCCUUAUAGGGAGUAUUUGGUUGAAAAUAUGUUUGCUACUAACUUCUUUUCGGAGAAGGUAGAGAGAUAGAGGAGUUGAGGGGUGUGGCUGAAUGCAUUGAGGUUAAGGGUAAUAACAAGAGAGGCUGUGGAAUAUGAAAUGAAGUUUUGAUUUUCUCACGUGAUUUAUCUCCCGGUCCAUGUAGGGAAUAUUUGAUCAAUAACAUGCUUGCAACUAGGUUCUUUUCGUAGAAAGUAGAGGCAAGAAAUUCAGUCCUGAAGUUUAGAGUCAUCGUUGAAUGAAUUGAGGCUAAGGGUCGCAACAAUGUUGUCAUUCUUUUUGUCUUCUAUUUUGGGUUUUCGUGGUUUGGUUCCGGUAAAUCCCUUGGAUAGAAGUUCUAAUGAUCUUGUGAGUGUCAUGGUAGUCGGAGGGAGUUUCAAGGGGUGGCGGUGUCUCUGAGUUUUUCUAGUUCCAUGUGGGAAUGGUACUGGAUAUGUCUACAUGACAUUGGACCUGCCAACAACAAGAAAAUGAAAACAUUGUAUAUCACUCUGCAAAUGUAGGAUAUGCUUUAUUGAAAAUCCACACUGCCUAGCAUUGACCCUAAAUAUUGAGCAGUCGUCUAACAUGGUUUAAGAAUUGUUUGUCUCGGCUGCAGUGGGAUUGAGGAUUGUUAGGCGCUCGAUCAACUUGCUAUUAACUAGGGAUGUUGAAUGAAACUGGAAAAUGUGAUUCAUUUUGACCAACUCUCAAUUAUCUUGCAUUAUGUAUGUUAGAAUUU